UGUAUAUUCAGGUGCACGUACCAGGUUCUUAUUUUUGGCCUAACCAGGAACUUCCUAAGGCUGUCAGGCCAUUUCAACUGAGAUGUUUUCUAAAUUGGCAAGUUGUUUUAACAUUCCACUAUACGAUUUUUGUAGGCCACGACGACUUUUCAAAACACCGUUAAUGGUGUUUUCAAAACACCAUGUCGGAUACUGACGUUGAGGAGAAACUAAAUACAGAGAACAUCAGUUCGGUUGAUGUCCAAAGCUGCCCUGCAGAAAAGCUUAGCAGGCUUCCGAUGUCUCGCAUUAAGACUAUAGUGAAAACUGUACCAUCAGUAGCACUAGUAAAUGCCGAAGCCUUGGCUGCCCUUGGAUUUCUUUGUGAGCAGUUUAUUCAGGAUUUCUGUGGUAGUGUUUUCGAACUAACAGUACAGAACGGGAAGAAAACUAUUUCCAAAUUGCAUGUACAGAAUACAGUCAAGUUGGUGCAGAAAUAUGAAUUUUUGGAGGGGAUUAUUGACUAAUAAUUAUAAAAUCAGAGUACAUUAAAUUCCUUGUACGAUAGCUAUUUUGCUGUUAUAGUAGAAAUCUAUCACAGCCAUUAAGUAUGUUUAAUAUAUUUGGCGGGGUUUUUU
Messenger RNA from Heterobilharzia americana, 617 nucleotides. The record is from the annotation of a GenBank genome assembly. Lineage: Eukaryota; Metazoa; Platyhelminthes; Trematoda; Strigeidida; Schistosomatidae.